CACGAAAAUGCAAACCAAUCUCAGAAAGACUGGACUUUAAAUGACCAAACCGAUGAUGGACAUCCAUCGUUACCUCUGGCUUUUCUCCAUAAUCACCUCCUGUGCAGGUUCAGGUUCAGGUUUCAAUGAUAAUCCAGCUCUUGAUCCCAGGUUCUACAACACCGACUGGAUGAAGUCGAUACCUGAUGACACUCCGGUGUCUGCUAUCUCCAUUCCUGGAUCACAUGAAAGCUUGUCGUUGUACGGCGGACCUCUCGCUGUGUGUCAGGUGUGGACUUUGGACAAGCAGCUGAAAGUGGGAAUCCGGUAUUUUGACGUGCACGCUGGGAUUUGGCUGCCUAACCAAAAAAGCAUUAACAUUCGGGACAGUCACUGGAUGUUUUAUCAACAUGUUGAAUUUGAUGGAGUCCUCAGAGACAUUUUUAACUUCUUAAAUCGCCACAACAGAGAGACUGUGCUUUUAAAAGUGACGUUUCAUGGGUUGUACAGGGAGAAAGUUGUGCUGUUGAUGAAGAAGUUAACUAAAAAGUUUCAAACUAGAAUAUGGACCAAGUUGUCGGUGCCAAACAUGCAGCAGGCAAGAGGCAAGAUCGUGUUCCUCCAGAGUGAAUCCUUCCACACCGGAACAGAAAACCAUAAAUCCUUUUUCUUUCAAUAUAACAGACUGCAAAAUGUUGAAGAAAAAAUAAAGCACAUCAAGCCUCACCUCUGUGAUCAUCACGUUGUGCUGACUGAGACCAAAGCAUCAGUUCUCAAAAGCCCGAAAACGUUGGCUCGAACUGUCAACAAGGAGCUUCAUAGCUUAGUGGUGCAACAUAAGAAAAGCUCCUUAAACCGAGGCUGUCUGGGUGUUUUCAGUCUGAGCUUCCCCAGUGCUGAUCUGAUCAAAGACAUCAUUCAGCUCCCACAGUGUGAC
Molecule: messenger RNA, 916 nt
Organism: Stegastes partitus (bicolor damselfish)
Lineage: Eukaryota; Metazoa; Chordata; Actinopteri; Pomacentridae
Exons: 2
Biological process (GO): lipid metabolic process
Molecular function (GO): phosphoric diester hydrolase activity
Source: RefSeq, a predicted model, not a curated record